AUGUACAAACUAGUCAUUUUGGGAGCGCACCUCUCAGUGCGUCAGAAGUCGCGCCACCCCUCUCUUUAUCGAGCUUCUCCUCCCCUCGUCGCGCCUCCCCUCGUCGCGCCUCCCCUCCCACCGUCGCGCCAUACAAUGUCACGCCACCCGUCGUUUCGUGGGGCAUCCCCUUGUGCCUCGCUUCCCGUCGUACUCCGGCGCCUCCCCUCCCCUCGUCGCCGCGCCCGAGUCGCGAGCUUUUCCGUCCGUCCGUCGCUCGCCAAUUCGCACGUAGCGCUCCCCUCCGCCCAUCGCUCUCCCUUCCGCCUUUCGCUGUACCUUCCGCCCGUCGCCCUCCCUUCCGCCCGUCGUUCUCCCUUCCGCCGUCGCCCUUCUUUCCCGUCGUCGUCCGCCCUUCCGCCCGUAACCCUCCCUUCUUCCCAUCGCCAUCCCUUCUUCCCAUCGCCAUCCCUUCUUCCCAUCGUCAUCCCUUCUUCCCAUCGCCAUCCCUUCUUCUCAUCGCCCUCCCUGCCGCUCGUCGCAAUCCCUGCCGCUUGUCCCCUCGCUUUCCCCGUCAACCUGUCUCCUUGUCCGCCGUCGCAAAGGCGAGGGUUCCCUCUCUCCCCAUCUCCUCGCUUUCCCCGUCUCCUCGCUUUCCCCGUUCCAUCCAAUGCUCGUCGCCCUCGCCUUCCUUCCCGUCUCCCUUCCCAUCUCGCACAUUUGCCACCCUCCCAUCUCUCCCCCCACUCACUCCCUUCCUUCCACCCAACAAUCCCCAUCAAUCCCCCACUUAUACCCCCCCCUGCCCUGCUUACCUCUCUCCCUAUUCCCACCAUUCUCUGCCCUGCUCCCCACCAUCCUCCGCCCUGCUCUCUCCCCGGCAUCUGCCCCCGUACCCCCCAUCCCAUUCCCUGUGUAAACGCGCCCCCCCUGCCCUGCUUCCCCCCAUCCUCUGACAAGCUCCUCCCCUGCUCUUCCGCGCACAGGGAUAGUGGUCGGUGGAGCGAUCUCCUCAUACCCCCUCCGCUUCUCCUCCGUCCCCCCUCCGCUUCUCCUCCUUCCCCCCUCCGCUUCUCCUCCUUCCUCCCUCCACUUCUCCUCCUUCCCCCCUCCGCUUCUCCUCAUUCCCCCCUCCUCCUUCCCCCCUUUGCGUCUCCUCCUUCCCCCCUCCACUUCUCCUCAUUCCCUCCUUGUUUUCCCCUCUGCUUCCCCCUGUGCAGGGACUUCACAUUCUCUCUGCGCUUCUCUGUCCCCUGGUCCCCCCUGGUCCCCCAUGUGCACCCCUGUGCCCAUCAGGUGGUGGACGAAGCAGGCCGCUUGCUGCCUGUGGUGGUGGAGGCGGACCGGCUGCUGCACCAGUUCUACCACGACUGGCUGCAUGCUGAAGUGGCAGUGAGCAUGCCGGUUCUGUGCGGCGUCAUGCAUGCACAUGGCGGUGGCAGCGUGAGUGGUGUUCUCCCCACUCCAUUCAUCCACGGUCUGCAAUCUCACCGUCACCGGAUGCUACGCGGUGCUGCUACAUGCCGCUGCUACGUGCCCGUGCCUUGUGGUUGCUGUGUGCAUCUGACCUGCAGCCACUUGACUGACGCUGCUAUGAGCCAUUGCCUUGCGCUCGUGUCACCUCACCGUGCUUUCACCGUGUUUGUGUCGUUGCUGCAUGCGGCGCACAGCCUCUUCCUGCUGCUCUCCGCCUUUCCCCCCGCCUCGCUGCCCUUCGCCUCUGCUGAGUUCUCCUCCCACCACUCGCAGCUCUAG
Molecule: messenger RNA, 1734 nt
Organism: Closterium sp. NIES-65
Lineage: Eukaryota; Viridiplantae; Streptophyta; Zygnematophyceae; Desmidiales; Closteriaceae
Source: the annotation of a GenBank genome assembly